This is a messenger RNA of Dromaius novaehollandiae (emu), 1921 nucleotides long. RefSeq names its product nuclear receptor subfamily 4 group A member 1 (gene NR4A1). Bases 138 to 1808 code for a protein of 556 amino acids. The record is from RefSeq and is a predicted model, not a curated record. The transcript has 7 exons. NCBI's taxonomy places the organism in Eukaryota, Metazoa, Chordata, Aves, Casuariiformes, Dromaiidae. Gene Ontology annotation, biological process: cellular response to corticotropin-releasing hormone stimulus; regulation of transcription by RNA polymerase II. Gene Ontology annotation, molecular function: nuclear glucocorticoid receptor binding; zinc ion binding; RNA polymerase II cis-regulatory region sequence-specific DNA binding. Gene Ontology annotation, cellular component: nucleus; transcription regulator complex.
GCGCGGCGAGCACCGGCACCGGCACCGGCACCGGCACCGGCACCGGCACCGGCACCGGCACCGGCACCGGCACCGGCACCGGCACCGGCACCGGGUACGGAGCGGCGCGUCCCGGGGGGAGCGGCGCCCUGCAAGCGAUGCCCUGCAUCCAGGCGCAGUAUGGCACCGCGGCGCCCGGCGCCGGCCCCGGCGAGCGCUACCCCGCCGACCUGCUGAGCCCCGACGGCGGCAAGUUCCCGGCCGACUCGGCCGGCGCCGACGCGGCGGCCGCCCCGGCGCUGCCCAGCUUCAGCACCUUCAUGGAGGGCUACGCCGGCGAGUUCGACGCCUUCCUCUACCAGCUGCCGGCCGGCGCCCAGCCCGCCGCCUUCAAGCUGGAGGACUUCCAGGUGUACGGCUGCUACCCCGGCGCCUUCGGCUCCCAGCCGGACGAGACCCCGUCGUCCGGCGGCUCGGACUAUUACGGCAGCCCCUGCUCCGCGCCGUCGCCCUCCGCCCCCGGCUUCGCCCCGGCGCCGGCGUGGGAGAGCUUCGGCGCCUACUCGCCGCCGCCGAGCUUCGAGGCCGGGCGCUGCUGGGCCGAGGCGCCCAAGGCCGGCGGCUGCCAACCCUCCUUCUUCGCCUUCGGCCCCGCGGCCCCCGGCGCGGCCCCCGGCCCGCCCAAGGCGCCGCCGCAGCCGCCGGCACCGGACCCGCUGGCGCUGGCGCAGGGCUCGCCCGGGGGCUUCGGCGGGCUGCCGCUGCUGGAGCCGCCGGCGCUGGGGCCCGGCAAGGCGCGGGGCGCCGGGGCGGCCGAGGGCCGCUGCGCCGUGUGCGGCGACAACGCGUCCUGCCAGCACUACGGCGUGCGCACCUGCGAGGGCUGCAAGGGCUUCUUCAAGCGCACGGUGCAGAAGAACGCCAAGUACAUCUGCCUGGCCAACAAGGACUGCCCCGUGGACAAGCGGCGCCGCAACCGCUGCCAGUUCUGCCGCUUCCAGAAGUGCCUGGCCGUGGGCAUGGUCAAGGAAGUGGUGCGGACCGACAGCCUGAAGGGCCGCCGGGGCCGGCUGCCCUCGAAGCCGAAGCAGCCGCAGGACGCGUCGCCCGUCAGCCUCAUCACCUCGCUGGUGCGGGCGCACAUCGACUCCGUGCCCAGCGCCACCAAGCUCGACUACUCCAAGUUCCAGGAGUCGGUGCCGUGCCAGUUCGAGAAGGAGGACUCGGUGGACGUGCAGCAGUUCUACGACCUGCUCACGGGCUCCAUGGACGUCAUCCGCAAGUGGGCCGAGAAGAUCCAGGGCUUCGCCGAGCUGCCCCGCGAGGACCAGGACCUGCUGCUGGAGUCCGCCUUCCUGGAGCUCUUCAUCCUGCGCCUGGCCUACCGCUCCAAGCCCGAGGAAGGCAAGCUCAUCUUCUGCAACGGCGUGGUGCUGCACCGGCUGCAGUGCGUGCGGGGCUUCGGCGACUGGAUCGACGCCAUCCUCGAGUUCUCGCAGAGCCUGCACCGCCUCAACGUCGACGUGCCCUCCUUCUCCUGCCUCGCCGCCCUCGUCAUCAUCACGGACCGCCACGGGCUGAAGGAGCCGAAGCGGGUGGAGGAGCUGCAGAACCGCAUCGUGAGCUGCCUCAAGGACCACGCGGCAGCGGCGGCGGCGGGGGCCGAGCCCGGCCGCCCCGGCGGCCUCUCCAAGCUGCUGGGCAAGCUGCCGGAGCUGCGCACGCUCUGCACCCAGGGCCUGCAGCGCAUCUUCUACCUGAAGCUGGAGGACCUGGUGCCGCCGCCGCCCAUCGUCGACAAGAUCUUCAUGGACACGCUGCCCUUCUGAGCCGGCCCCCGGCCCCCCCGGGGUCGCCUGGGCCCCCUCCUCCACGUGCCUUGCGGGUGCCCGGCGCAGACGCACAACGGCCCCGGCGCCGGCCCCCCCCCCCCCCCCCCCGG